CUGGCUGGUCUCCUGCUCAGUGGUGACGCUGAGCGGGACCGUAAAGACUGGGGCGAGUUGAGCGCCAGGUGAGUGAAUCCGGAGUUCUCAUGUGGGAUGUAUCUGACAUAUGCAGGCUUCCAUUCAUUGACGACAAUGACUGCGGUCUUGGAAUCGCUGUGCGCACCUACCUGGACGACCUGCCCCUGCAAGCCGAUCCCACAUCGCCCGAAGCUCGGGCAGAGGUCAAGGCCAAGGGCAAGGAAUGGUUCCAACAUAGCGACAGUUUUACCGGCAACCUCGACAUGGCAUUCAAGCUCUGGGAUGCGGUAGGUGACUCCAGCGGAGAUGCGUUGACUACAUAUUGAUUGUUGUAUAGGUCUACCGCGCAUCGCAAAACGCAGGACGGGAGUUUAAGGACGGCAACAAAUGGGAAGAGGCAAACCGCUGGCUCGCCGAGCGACGGUGACGAAUCAAUGGAGAUGCG
Aspergillus fijiensis CBS 313.89 is the source of this 466-nucleotide messenger RNA. RefSeq lists its product as uncharacterized. Lineage: Eukaryota; Fungi; Ascomycota; Eurotiomycetes; Eurotiales; Aspergillaceae. The transcript has a single exon. Bases 90 to 347 code for a protein of 85 amino acids. The record is from RefSeq and is a predicted model, not a curated record.